Messenger RNA from Parnassius mnemosyne (clouded apollo), 7612 nucleotides. The record is from the annotation of a GenBank genome assembly. Lineage: Eukaryota; Metazoa; Arthropoda; Insecta; Lepidoptera; Papilionidae.
AGUAGGACGGCGACGCCACUGUGAGUCGGUGACCACGGCGCGAGGAGCGCGCUCGCCGCACUGUGACAUGUAGCGCGGCCGCCGCGCCGCAGCCUCGCGACCACUCCGCCGGUGCACCGCCGGUGGCGGCGCGCUGAUGCGCCUGCCGUCCGGCCCGACGCCCGCGCCGCUAACCCUUCCGCAUCCGAGCUACCUGUGUCGCUUUCACUAUUUCACCUGAAGCGAGCCCUUCAACCCGUCUGUAUUGACGACCGUCGUCGGAUGGAACCCGGAGUGCGCCGAUUCGCAUCAAGCGGCGGGAGCUAGCUCAGACAUGGGAAGUGAGCACUAUUGCCUGAGGUGGAACAAUCAUCAGAGCAACCUGCUGGGAGUAUUCAGCCAGUUGCUGCACGACGAGAGCUUGGUGGACGUUACGCUCGCCUGUUCCGAAGGUGCCUCCAUAAGGGCGCAUAAGGUAGUACUGUCUGCGUGUUCAUCGUACUUCCGAUCGCUGUUCGUAGACCAUCCGUCGCGUCACCCUAUCGUAAUCUUGAAGGACGUUGGCUUAGAAGAGCUGCGAACGCUCGUCGACUUCAUGUACAAAGGCGAGGUCAACGUGCAGUAUUGUCAACUGCCCGCUCUCCUCAAAAUUGCUGAGAGCCUUCAGGUCAAAGGAUUAGCUGAAAUGACCACUUUAAGCGCAGCCGGCAUUGACACUCGAAACGUCCCAGAGCCAAUGGAAGAGGGUCAACCUCAAGAUAUGAGAGAAUGUAUAGAACCACACGAAAGAUUAGAUAACAGAGAAACUAGGGAAAAAGAAGAAAGGCGGGAAGUCAAAGAAACUAGAGAAAGAGAAUGUAAAGAAAACCGUGACGGAAGAGACAAUCACACAAGGGAAACAAGAGAGGGUAGGGAACUGCAACGAGAAAGAGAGCAUAGGGAUCGUGAGUUAAGAGAGUCUCGUGACCAUCGAGAAAUAAGGGAAUCGAGAGAAACUCGUGAACUGCGGGACUCGAGAGACCAUAGAGAGUUACGUGAUUCAAGAGAUAAUUGGGAACCACGAGAUUUGAGGGAAAUACGUGAUCCGAGAGAAUUGCGAGAUUCACGUGAUCCCAGGGAGAUGCCAGACGCAUCGCCUCCUAGAAUAUCUCCUUUGCUGUCAGUCCGCAGAUUUAGGUCAGAAACUUCAAUCGAAAUGCCAACUCCAACACAUCCACCUAUACCAAAAGAUGAACCGCCGGACGAACCUAUAGGUCCGCUGUCAACUGAAGAAGAUACAGUAUCAAUAAGAUCGAACGGUGCAAAUGAAAAUAUUGGUCUCAAUAUGACUAUAAAUAGUCACAAUAGUGGGAGCACACUGGGACCGCGAUAUUCACCUGUGGAGCAGAGAUUGAGUGUACUGAAUGCGUUGCCACAUCCAGGGCUCCCUCAUCCAACACACCCAUCUCUGCCAAGUCCAAGAAAUGAACCUAUUGCUGGCCCUUCUGGCUUACCACCAGUCCAACAGGUGCCGUUAUCACUGAAAAAAGAAAUAGAUUGGGAUAGGAGUAAUGAGGAUAAAGUUGGUGAACCAUCAACUGAAUUCCGGAUGCAACACGAAACAGAGUACGAAGGGUCCGGUAGGGGACGAAUAGAGGAAGGGGAUAGAGGUUAUCCUUGCAUACACUGUGGCGCGGCGUUUCCUCACCAGAACAAAUUGGCCAGGCACAUAUUGACGACACAUACACUUGAAUCACUGAAGUAUCGUGACGCCAUAUUAGGAAGGCCUAUGGGUCUGCCAAUGAUUGGACAGUUUAGUGAGCCAACAUAUAUGGGUAUGCCUACAGAAGAGACGCCUAUAGACAUAGACAUUGGUCCUGUAGAACCAGGAAAUGUGGUGCUUUGCAAGUUCUGUGGCAAGAGUUUUCCAGAUGUAUCAUCAUUGAUUGCACAUUUACCAGUACACACUGGCGAUAGACCAUUUAAAUGUGAAUUUUGUGGGAAAGCAUUUAAGUUAAGACAUCAUAUGAAAGAUCAUUGUAGAGUUCAUACAGGCGAGCGGCCUUUUCGUUGUGUUUUAUGCGGCAAGACGUUUUCCCGAUCGACCAUUCUUAAGGCGCAUGAGAAGACACAUUAUCCGAAGUACGCUCGGAAAUUUCUGUCACCAAGUCCCGUCGACACGGAGGAAGAGAGUCCUCAUCAAUGAGUUUGGAAUGGCUAUAGUGCACAAAUAUUUGGCGACACGUUAGCCAAUAACAUUAGUUAUUAUUGGAAAUAGUCAAUGGUGAGAGUUUUGAACAAAUGAUGGACAAUAUGUUGUAAUUAGUUAAGAAUGUGAUUAAAACGCCGCAACUGUGAUCUGAAUGAUAUGAAUAAUAUUUGAUAUUUCACUAAUAGAUAAUUGACACACAAAGUUGUUAAUUCUUCAUUUUAGUUGAAGAUGAGCGUUAUGGUUUCUUUGUCUCUUUGCUUAUUUUUUUCGAUACCUUGAAUAUUAGGUGCUUACUUUACGCCUUAGAUAAUAAUUUUAAACACGAUGAUAAUGAUAAUGAUAAUGAGUACCUUAGAUGGCAUAGCCAAAGUUAGUUAGAGAAGUAAAUUUACUUUUAAAAAGAAUAACUGAAAUUUGCUUAUUUUGUUUCAUUUUUAUUAUGAAUUUAUUCACACGAGAGCAGUCAAAGUUAAAACUAUGUAAUUGUUAGGUUGCAAUAACAAUAAUAAUGCAAUGAAAUAGGCUUUUAAAAUUGAAUUGUAAAAUAUUGUAUUAAUUUAGAAAUGACGUAAUCUUUAGAGACUUGCAUAUUUAUAUUAGUGAUUCCCUCAGAAAUGAUUUUAUAAACCAAAUUUAAAAAUGAUAGUGAGUGCUUUUAUUAUUAUUAGAGACUAUACGAAAAUCGCACUCAGUAUAGUUGGUAUCAUUAACGUUUAGGGAUUUGAAGUUUUUACUAAGUUUACGUAUUUUGAAGUUAACGACGCACGCUCCCCUGACGUAACUCAAAAGCAAUACUACGACAUAUAAAUGUAAAUACAUAUAGUUUGGUACGUACUAUCAGAGUUUUAGGAAAUUUAUUAGAAUAUUACUGCUUCAGUAGAUCUGUAUUUGGAUACAUGGGGAGGGUCGUGGAUGUGUGAUCAUGGGAAUCAAAGCUUUAAGCACAGUUCAGGUUCUGUUCGUUCAUUAUGCCUUUCGUCCUCUUUUGAAUUAAAUAUCUGGUAACAUUUUUAAUGGUUACCAGAUAUUUAAUAGCGAGCUAUUGAAAAUUACUUUUCUAUUUCAUACAGCAUAACCACAUUCUAUUGUUAUUAUUGUAGUAAGUUUCAAAUGCUAAAUCUAUAUCCAUAUCCACAUAUAAUUAUUUUGUAAUAUAUGCAUACAAUUAUAAAUACAUAUUCACAAUAACAUAGUUCUUUAUUAGUAAAUUGUAAGCAUUUGAAACUUCACAAUUAUUGUGUUCAAUAAAUGAAACAGAGUUAAAUACAGGGAUAUUGUACGAAUGUUAAUUUAACUAGACAACACAAUUUUUAUUUAAAUAAUAAUGCAGAAUUAUUAUUUCUGUAUACAUCACAACUGAUAUUAAUAACUGAAGCUUUGAUUUGGUGAUGAUUGGUGGGUUGAUGUAAUCGCUGCACAUUUUGGGUGACAUUGACUUGAACUGAGAACCUAACGUAUAACGGUAAGGUCUGAGUGGAGAGUGUGAGUACAACUCGAGCGGCCGCCACUCAGGACACUGUAAGGCAAGCGCGUGUGCUUGUCAUGCUCGAUGGCUUACUCCCGAAAUAUAUUUCGAAUUCGAUUCGGUAUUCGAUUCAAACUGGCAUUGUUUCGAACCUAAUUUUCCCGAACCAAUUCGUAUCGAAAAACACAAUCGAGUUACAAUCAGACGUCAUCAUGCCUUUAGACAUGUGUCUAAGUUCAUUUUUUAUUUUGAAAAUCAUGUUUAUUAUAUUAAAAAUUCACUUUAACAUUUUUAUCACAUAACUCGAUGAAUUUAUCAAGAACAGCAUUCUCGUCUCUUGCGAUUAUAAGCGAAAUGUGGCAGCGGACAGCUGAAAACUUCCGCUCUGAUAAUUCCAAUUUGAAACACCACUCGAUUGUGCGCUUGCUACGGUUUCGGGAGUACGAAAUCACCAUUGAGUUCGAAUACAAUACGAUUGAUUCAGAACUCCAUUCUGUCGGGAGUGGCCGGCUGUUGUCUAUACAAAGUUGACCAAGCUAAAUGAAUUUCGUGACGUCAUUCGUGCCUGUAUCAAAUGUCCCGUGUACAUGAGCACAGACUAAUAUUUUAUGCUGCAUGGGAAGGGACGCGGGCGGCAUUCGCCUUUUGGUCUUGGGCAGCUAGUAAAGAACAUGAUUUGAUAAAACAAAAUGAAUGAAAUUGUUGUGCGCAUUGCCUAGUUAAAGUAAAAAAGAUUUUUUUUUGAAUUGCUAAGGUAACUCUGGCUUAAGCACAUAUUAAAUAAUUGUUUAAAUAAUUGUAUAGCGGUGAAACAUAAAUGAUUCUACUAGUCUAUAGACUUACCUGAUCUUUUCAUAAUCUUUAUAAGACCUUAUUACAUAUCAUUUGAAUAUUUCGUAGUGUUUUAAACUUAUUUUGAAAGGAGUAUUGGACAAAAUUUUCCCUGGAAGUCUGGAAGAAAAUUGCUUGGACUUUUUAGUAAUUAUUAUAGAAAAGAUUUCAUUUUUAUAGGUGAAAUGAUAUCAUUCGGAAGUAUUAUGGUAAUUUAGAAAAGAUCUGUGAUAUUUUUUAAAAUGUAAGCACUACAUCUGGGCGAUAUAAAAAACCUCGAUCUCAGAUUGUGAUUUCAAAGUAGUAAUAUUAGAGCGAUCGGUUUCGCUGCUUGUUGGUUAAAUUAUUUACGUCAUAACAGUACCUAAGUUUAGGCGCUGCUAUUAUUGAUUACAUAUUAUUACAGAAAUAAUUAGUCAUUUAAAUAUAGUUCAUUUGAAAUUUAAUGGUUGAUGUUCCGGGAUUUAGAAAAAAAAAUUAUAUUAUAAGUGAAAAAGUAGAUAAGCUAUGUGCAAAAAAACAGAUCUCAUUCUUUUAAGAUUUAGACUAAGGCACGGCAGAGAAUUACUGCUGCGCCUUAUUUGAUGAAAGUAACUUUGUUUUGUUCUAUAUACAGUUGAAACGAUAAACAAUAAUACAAUUAUUGCUUUCGUUGUUUUUUGACAUUCCCAAGAGCAGAUUGUCUUGCAGAUUGGUCUUAAUUUUAUAUUCCACUGAUGUCAUUAACUCAUAAACUAUUAAAAAAAAUUAUUUUGUUAUAUUUUGCUUCUUAAUAUGUGAACGUCUAGAGUACCUUAGCAAUUAUAUUAAAAGUAAGGCAUCUUAAUUAUUGUUAACGAAGAAGAGGGUAGUUAAAAAUUGCCGCGGUAGUUUUUAGUGAACCCUUCCAACUGCACGUGGUAAAGUAAUUAGAUAUUAAGACAAGUGCAUAAGUGUUUGUAUUUGGAAGGUUUAUUAUGUUUAUGAAGUGGGCGCGAGCGCACGGCGUACCCCGUUAUCCGAAUGUUUUAAUUAUUUGAACAUUCCACGCUGUUUGAUGGAAGUUUAAAUUUACUUCAUUCAAUCCAGUAAUUUUAACAUAUAUUUAAUCGUUAUUGUUUUAAUAGUCACAUUUUAACGAGUUCAUUGAUGUUUGUACACUUAUUUUAUACACAAAAAUACUUCGAAAGCUCAUAAAAAUUUAAAUCCGAAAUCAUAUUUAAUUUGUAUCAACUCUGAGAAGACAUGUAAUCACGUAAUUAGAGUAAAUAGAUUGGUAGAUGCGCUACUUCCCGGAGUUAGAAUGUUUGGAUCAUUGUAAUAUUCAUAAGUAAAUGAAAGAGACACGAUAAUGUUUCUAUUUGAAAAGCUGCACUGUUUUUCUUUUCCGGAGCCGAACGUUACCAAACUUUAUAGCAAUAUUGCAAACUUGAUUCAUGUUCCUCUUCUUAUUUUAAGAAAGAUUGAAUAUUUACAAUUUACAUAAUAAAUUAAUAGCAAUAAAUAAAUAAAUAAAUAAAUAAAUGGUUGAUAAUGAUGCGAAUUAACAAAUUUGUACGAGUAUCAGAAUAGUUUUAUAAUAGAACAGAAUGCAGUUUAAAAUAAUAUUUUGUUUCCUAACUUUCAGAGGUACUAUUUAUUAAUUAAAUGAUAAUAUUGUUAUAAUUAUAUUUCUAUGCAUUGACAUGUAUAUAUAGGCAGAGUGGUGAGAGUUGUUAGUGAAUUGUACUGUAACAAACCCAAGCAAUAGUAUUUAUUAAUGAACCCUAAGUGCAGUUAUUCAAAUUUUAACAUUUUUCCACUUGUUACCACGUCCCUGCGAAGUUCACACGCCAUUAGCACAAAUAUAAAAUAAAUAGUUUUAUCUAUUAAAAUAAAAUAUAUAUUAUGUCAAAUUAUCGUAGAUAUAUUUUUUUUGUCAAGUAUCUACCGAGCAUGAUAAAAUUUAAGGGAAAAUCUAGCACGAUAUAUUUCUUGAUUUGAAAUAGUUGAAACAUAGAUUCAUUUUAUACUAUAAAUUGUGACCACAGUUUUAUAUUUAGAGUGCCUCUUGCCUGUAUAAGACUUAUAUAAAGGCUGCAAAUCACAGAAUAAACAUAGUUUACGUAGGGGAUGAUCGAAUAGCGAAAAAAUAUUGCAAUUUUAUGGUGAAAAUUGUAAGUUGCGUUAUGAUAUGUGACUUGCUUUGUAUGGUGGUUGAAAUAAUUUAAAAAAAUCCGCUCUAACCCAACAUAUUAUAACCAAAAACAGAAAACGGUCACUGUGGUGGCUGGAACGAGCAUCUCCGCAGUCAGCGCAUUCCAAUCUCAGAUAUAAUGAUGUGGUGGACAAAUGAGCCAGUGCAAAGUUAUUUUCAUGACCAAUUCUAGAACAAUAGAAAUUUCCUUGUAGCCUUAAGGUAGUAUUGUUAAGUUUCACCCACGAAAUGGCAUUGAGAGCCAAAAAAGCGUUAGCAUACACUGGUUCGUUGUGAUUUUACUGUUUUAAGUGGCAUACCUAAAUAUAGAACUUAUAUUGCAAUUGUUUCUAAGUUCCUGUAGGUGUAUUAAUUAUUGUAUGUUGGUACAAUUUGUUUAUUGAUUGUAAUUUGUUUAUUAUAAUUUAUUUAGAUUUUAAUUUUCUCGACUACCAUUUGCAUUGGCAUAAUAUACAAUUCAGGUAACAUUUAGAUGGAAAUGUCGGAUUUCCAACAUACAUGAUGUGUCGGUCUGAUAUAUCCGUCGAUGUAGUUUUCUAUUGAACUCGGAUGACGUAUUCUUGAUUGUGUAUUAUGCUCUGAUAAAUUUUAUUCAGCACAAGUUCAAAUAACGUAGGUCCAUUUAUUUAUAGAGCUUAGUAAUAAUUGUUUAUUUGUGGAGAAGCAGUGAUUAUUUCCCUUUAAGCUGUUUUAUUUAACAUUCAUUGUUGACAUUUUAGAUUAGAAAAAUCUGUUUUGCCUUAACAAUAUUAAUAGUUCAUAAUGUUUUAACAGAGAGCAGUACAGUUUUGUUGUAAAUUAGAUGCAGUAUAUCAGAAAGAUCGAGGAUCAAAUUGGUGUAAAGUUUGUCAAUUGUGCAACAGUUUAAAAAGACCCGUAGCUGUUGAUCAUUGUAACUUUUGAAACAAAUAUAAGCAUAUCAUAGCUGUAAAAAUACAAUUUUGACAAAUAAAAGCUCUACAAUCAUUAC